UCAAAUUGAUGAAAUAAAAUAAUAAAAGAUUGAAUUUCAUGUAUCAGAGUAGGGAAAAUAUGGGAGAAGGAUGCGCUAAAAGCCUUUCUCUAAAAAGGGAUCAUCACUACUACGGUGGAGAAGAAGACCCAGUUUCAGCAGUAGGGUGGGAUGGGGUGUGUGAUUGAUCACAGCAUUUCAUAAAUAAAUGCACUUGGUGUUUGACUUUGCUAGUUUUGAUCAAACCGUAACUCCUGAAAAACUGUGCGACGUGUCAUCGAUCUAGCCGGCAAACUCUUCAAAACCAUAGGAUUACACGCCACGCCACAGGGGUCUUUCUUUGUACAAGGAUGGAAGGAAGGAAGGGAUUUCUUUCUACCUUUCAAUAAGGUCAAAGCACCACUGAGAGAAAAGGAAUCCCUUUCCAAAUUCCAAAAAACUCUUUAGAAAUGAAGUUUGGAGACACGUUCAUGCAGUAUUUGCAAGGAGAUCAAACAGGGAAUUUGGUUAAAUGUGCUCAUGUUGAGUACAAAAGACUCAAUGAAGUCUUAAAAAACUGCAGAAGCCAAGGUUCCGCAUCCGCUUCUUGCAAAAACGAGCAGCAAAAGGACGAAGGAAAUAAUGAAUUGAGUUCCGGGUUGUCUCAAUUCUGCCAUUGUGAAUCUUGCCCUUUGUGCGAUCAAAUUUUCUUUUCAGAAUUGAUGAGGGAAGCUUCACAUAUAGCUGGAUGCUUUAGUUCUAGAGUUAGACAUCUCCUCCAUCUUCAUGUUGCCAGGGGAAUACAAAGAUACAAACUGCGUCUACGUCAAUGUUUCAAAAACGAUCAGCAGACCAUGGCUGAAGAAGGGCGUAUGCUGAUUGAAUAUGUUACCAUGAACACAAUUGCUAUUCGUAAAAUUCUAAAGAAAUACGAUAAAGUGCAUUGCUCUGUUAAUGGGAACAAUUUCAAAUCCAAGAUGCAGGCUGAACAUAUAGAGCUUUUGCAAUCGCCUUGGCUGAUAGAGUUGGGAGCCUUUUAUUUGAAUUUUGAUGGAAUAGAUGGAGGAGAGUUUAGUGAGUUUUGCAGUCAGUUUUCCUGUGAUCUCAAUGGUAUAGAACCUGUUAUGACACUGACACUUCCAAACUCUACGAAAGUAGAAUACAGUCUGACAUGUGCCAUUUGCUUGGAGACAGUUUUUAAUCCGUAUGCUUUGAGUUGUGGUCAUCUUUUCUGCAAGUUGUGUGCUUGCUCAGCUGCUUUUGUGCUGAUGUUUGAAGGCCUUAAAACUGCAAGUUCAAAUGCAAAGUGCCCCAUCUGUAGAGAGGCCGGAGUAUACACUAAUGCAGUGCACAUGUUGGAACUUGAUCUGCUACUGAAAAGAAGGUGCAAUGAGUACUGGAAGGAGAGGAUGGCUGCUGAACAUGCUGAGGACGAAAAACAAACCAGGGAGUAUUGGGAUUCACGGACCAAAUAUGCCAUUGGGUACUGAUUGGAUCAUAAUAUUUUUAAAGACAAUGCUUGAAUGGAGGGAGAAUUUUGAAGUAGACUAGGGUAUGUUUGUUUUUGCGUUUCAAAAACGUUUUUGAAAAAAAUUGAAUUUUAUUUUAUUUUUUAUUUUAUUUCAAAUUAAUAUGUUUUUAGUGUUUUCAAAUUAUUUUGAUGUGUUGAUGUUAAAAAUAAUUUUUAAAAAAUAAAAAAAUAUAUUAUUUUGAUGCAUUUUGUUACAAAAAGUUAUUUGAAAAACAACUGCAACCACACUCCUCAAGUGGUUUCAACUUAUGGCUCGCAUGGUUGAGCCCGGAGUUGCUUGAGAUGAGAAUCAUAAUUCAAGAUUACCAAGUGCAAGCUGUGGAUUUCUUGGUGGUUUUGAGUUCGAUCAAUUCAAGAUCAUUAUUACCUCUGUGUAGUUCCAAAUUACAAAGCCCUUUUCUUCCCUGUUUGGUUGUUCUUGAAGAAAGGAAGGAAAAUCGGCAAAAGAAUCCAGUAGUUUUUGGUAGAAGAGGGUUUUGGUCAGCACCAAGUUAUAUCUAUGUAUUACUUUGAUUUAUUUAUGAAUCUUGAUGUACCACUCCUCAACUCCUUCCAUGUUUCAGUUCGAACAACUUCUCGUUUCAUCGUUUAAA
This is a messenger RNA of Populus trichocarpa (black cottonwood), 2082 nucleotides long. Its product is annotated as probable E3 ubiquitin-protein ligase BAH1-like. Lineage: Eukaryota; Viridiplantae; Streptophyta; Magnoliopsida; Malpighiales; Salicaceae. The transcript is spliced from 6 exons. The record is from RefSeq and is a predicted model, not a curated record. Bases 429 to 1448 code for a protein of 339 amino acids.